UUAGCUUUAAUUGUAUGCACUAGUGCAAUAUAUUUUAUUAUAUUUGUGUGUUCGUUGAAAUAGUUUAGCACUCACCACUUCGGUGGAAAUGUUGAAGAUAGCGGUUCAAAAAAAUUUUUUACGUUUUAAUAGCUUUUCGUGGGACUUUCGUCCUUAUUUUAAUGCAAAUACGUGAAAGAAUAAAUUUAGAUACUAUAGAAGUGAUGAUUUCCCAUCGUUCGUCGUUUAGGCGAUGUUUGACAUAUGUACAUAUGCACCAUCUGGUCGAAUUUGACUCGUGUCAGAAGUCAAGUCAGUCACAAAGCCUUUAUUGAUGGCCGUCAAGUCAUGAAAAACUUGCCUCAUGCGAGUCGAACGAAACAGUGCCUGUGAUCAGUAUUGUGUUGACAUUUGAAAGAUAGCAGAGGAUCUCAACAUUUUUUAUGGAUCAAUUUAACAAAUGUUGGUUAAUGUUUUGGGUCGACGCUAGAAGCGUACCAGAAGGACUGAAUCUUGUGCAAAAACAAUGUCGCGAAAAGAUCGCAAAAGAUAUGCUAGGCAACUUAGCUGAGAACCCCACAUUCAUAAAACUGGUGACGAGACAUGGGUUUCUGAAAUGACAUUGAAAUUGUCCUAGCGUAUAAAGAAUGGAGCUCCAAAAAUGAGCCGAAACGGCAAAAACCGCGUUGUCAAAAAUCAAGGUGAUGCUUAUCGUUUCCUUUGUUUAGCGUCGUGUUAUUCACCAUGAAUUUGUUUCACAAAGUCAAACGAUCAAUAGAGAAUACAGCUUCGCUGUUUUCGUGCGUCUACGUGAAACAAAUCGUGGUAAACGACCGGAUUGGCGAAAGGUCAUGCUUAUGUGAGAACUAGUUAUAAUACAUUUUAUAAAUAAAUUAAUUAAUGUAUUCUUGAAAAAAUUAAAAAUAUAAAUACAUAUAUCUUAAAACCUACAUUUUCUGGCAACAUACUAAUUUUUGGAAAAUAAACCACAAAGUUAAUACUAAAGAAGAAGAAUAAGUUUUACCGAACUAAACUUACAUCCGAUACAGUGUACUUAAUGUAUCCUUAGAUUAUGAUAAGUACAUAUUUCCAUCUUAACUGCUUUAGUAGGCUAAAUCACUUAGCUUAUGCUUCAUUUAUACAUACAUUGAAAUUUAAAUUAAUAUAAUGUGAUGAGCAUAGCUUCAAUAAUUCUACUGCAUUUUAAAUAAAUUUAAUACUAAAUCAUAAAAAUUAUGUACCUAAUUUUAUAUGGAAGUGUAGACAAGUCUAAAAUUUUAUUUAAAUUUUUAAUUGCCCAAAAGUUAAGCAGCAAAUUUAAAUGAUGCUGUAAGUAUAUACAAAUAUACAGAUAUACUUGCACUAGUAUAGAAAGAAAUCCCCGGCACUGCGCUGAUAAGGAAAGGUGCCGUUUGCUUUGUAUCACCGAUGUACUAUAAAAGCAAAGGUGCGCCAGUGAACUAACAAUAAACACAAUUCGAACGUCGAAGAAAGUGGAAGCACAUCCAGCUUAAAUAACCUUUCAUACAAGCAAACAAAACUACAUACAUAAAUAAAAUGAACUUCAACAAAAUUUUCAUUCUUUUGGCUGUCUUCAUUGCCGUCUUCGCUGGACAAACUGAGGCGGGUUGGUUAAAAAAGAUUGGCAAGAAAAUUGAGCGCGUCGGUCAACAUACACGAGAUGCCAGCAUCCAGACCAUCGCUGUGGCUCAACAGGCAGCCAAUGUUGCUGCAACUUUGAAGGGAUAAACUGAACAUGUUCCCUUGUUGUACAACAAAUAUAUAUAUAUUUUUACCUAAA
Bactrocera oleae (olive fruit fly) is the source of this 1780-nucleotide messenger RNA. RefSeq names its product cecropin-2. NCBI's taxonomy places the organism in Eukaryota, Metazoa, Arthropoda, Insecta, Diptera, Tephritidae. The record is from RefSeq and is a predicted model, not a curated record. Gene Ontology annotation, biological process: defense response to Gram-negative bacterium; defense response to Gram-positive bacterium; antibacterial humoral response. Gene Ontology annotation, cellular component: extracellular region.